Prorocentrum cordatum is the source of this 793-nucleotide messenger RNA. NCBI's taxonomy places the organism in Eukaryota, Dinophyceae, Prorocentrales, Prorocentraceae. The record is from the annotation of a GenBank genome assembly.
GUGGGAGUCAACUGCCGGGCACAAUUGCACCACGUACACCUUAUUGUACUACUACCCAGUGCAGAGCUGGAACUGGUACUACUGCGACACCGACUCGGGCGACGAAGGGCUACUUGCCAUCGACGUGUGUCCACAAUGUGGCAAGUGCCAGGAGGCCGCCCCGACCUCGGAACCGACUGCCGCGCCCACGGCGGCACCGACGGCCUCGCCGACGGCGGCGCCGACCUCGCCGACGGAGGCCGCCCCGACCUCGGAACCGACUGCCGCGCCCACGGCGGCACCGACGGCCUCGCCGACGGCGGCGCCGACCUCGCCGACGGAGGCGCCGACGCCAGCUCCUAUGGCCUCGACUACGACGGCCAAGGCUCCGACGGAAGCGCCGACGCCAGCCCCUGUGGCUUCGACUACGGCAGCCUCGGCGGCGGGCCCGGCGCCAACGCCGCCCCCCUCUGGGGAGGUAGUCGUCCGCAUGACCGUGGCGGGCGUGGACUUUGCUCUGCUGGACGCCGACGAGGACCUCCGUGCCGACUUCGAGCUCACCUGCAGGGAGACGGUGGCGGUGAAGGCGGGCGUUCCAGUAUCGGUGGUGGAGGUGCAGCUGUCUCAGGGAUCCGUGGUGGUCUUGGCCACCAUCCGCGUCCCAAGCAGCUUCCCGGCGACCGCGGAGGAGGUGGUGAGCAACCUCCAGGCAGACGACGGCAUAGGCGCCUCCAUCGUGUCCUCCGUCAGCGGGGUUGCCGGCAUCGAGGAGGCCGCCGACGGGAGCGCCAUCUUGGCCGCGGACGUGCAGGUG